Molecule: messenger RNA, 358 nt
Organism: Neopsephotus bourkii (Bourke's parrot)
Lineage: Eukaryota; Metazoa; Chordata; Aves; Psittaciformes; Psittacidae
Product: enhancer of mRNA-decapping protein 4-like
Exons: 4
Coding region: 26-358 (110 amino acids)
Biological process (GO): deadenylation-independent decapping of nuclear-transcribed mRNA
Cellular component (GO): P-body
Source: RefSeq, a predicted model, not a curated record
GGCAGACCAGAACAGAGAACUUAAGAUGUGGUGCACUGUGUCUUGGAUCUGUCUGCAAACUGUCUGCUUUUCUCCUGACAUCUUCAUCUCCAUGAGUAUUCUUCCCAGCCUGAAAGUCUGCCUGGACCUCUCUGCUGAAUAUCUGAUACUGAGUGAUGUGCAGAGAAAAGUUUUGUAUGUGAUGGAGCUGAUACAGAACCAAGAGGAGGGCAAAGCUUACUUCAGCUCCAUCUCAGAGUUCCUCUUUACCCACCCAGUUCUAAGCUUUGGCAUCCAGGCAGUGAGCCCCUGGUGGUUAAGGCACGCUGAAGUGCUCCCACCAGAAGAGGAAAGUGACAACCCGAAUGUUGUCUUGUGA